AUGUAUCAGCCAUCGGCAUUUCUACCUCGGUUUUCAAAGCCUCUUGUGAACCUCGCUAAACCUUCUUGUAUACAUUCAUCCUUCCGAUUCUGCAAUACCAGACCCAUGGCGACCAACGGCAGCGCGAGGGUCAGUGACUCACGGCCAGUCUUCUUUUUUGAUAUUGACAAUUGUUUCUUUGUUAAACAUCUUGACCUCAAUUCCUCAGAUGCCCACAUGCUGCACCAGAAGUACUACAAAGAGUACGGUCUCGCCAUCGAGGGCCUCACUCGUCACCACAAGAUCGACCCCCUCGCUUUCAACUACGAAGUUGAUGAUGCCCUCCCGCUGAAUACAAUUCUCAAGCCUGAUCCCAAGCUGCGCGAGCUGCUUGAGGACUUGGAUACCACGAAGGUGAAGCCUUGGUUGCUCACGAACGCCUACGUGAAUCACGGAAAGCGGGUCGUGAAGUUGCUCGGGAUUGAAGAUCUCUUCGAGGGCAUCACUUACUGUGACUAUGGGAAACUGCCGUUGGUUUGCAAACCGAGUCAGGACAUGUACGCCAAAGCGGAGAAGGAAGCCGGUGCGCCCAGCACAGAGUCAUGCUACUUCGUCGAUGACUCGCAUUUGAAUUGUGUUCAUGCAACUGCUCGAGGCUGGACAACAGCUCACCUCGUCGAGCCGGGGGUCCCCAUACCCUCCAAGCCAGCAUCGAAAUACGCAACUGUGCGCUUCAUAGGUGCCACUCACUUUGCGACCGGAGAAUGGAUAGGCCUCGAGUUGAAUGAAGCAACCGGAAAGAACGAUGGAUCAGUUCAAGGAGAGCGAUACUUCGAUUGUGAGCCAGGCUAUGGCAUGUUCGUUCGCCCAACAGUCGUUGGCAAAGUCAUCCCAAACCCUCUCCGGGAGAGUAAACAAACCACCAAACCCGCAACCACCGCUGCAGGCAGCAAAGCGCAGCCCCAAUCUGGCCUUGCUGCUGGUCUGAGGAAACAGACCGGAGCUCCGCCCGUCAAUACGAGGCGGCAGAGCGUCAAUGCAGCUUCUACGCCGACUCCAGCGCCCAGGGGUGCAGCCGCUCGAUCGUCGCUCCGAUCACCCACCAAAUCUCCAACCAAACAGCUCGUGAGCACAGCAGGCCAUGCAACACGCCCAUCAGUUGGAGCUACCUCUCGCACUUCCACAGUGGCACCCAAUCGACCCCGACUGGCCCCCGGUGCCAGAAGCUCCUUGGGACCUUCCGCAAAUCAACCAGUGGCGACCAGGGCUGCACGACCUUCGGUAUCUGGACCAGCUUCCCGGACGUCGCGACCAGGCUCCCAAAGUACAGUGGCCUCAUCAACGGGGGGCUUAUCGAAGCGCCCGUCAUUACGACAGAUUGGUACUACAAAAGCAUCAGAUGGAAGGGAAACUGGGAUGAGUGGACAGUCCGGAGAUCCAACCGACACCGAAUCGCCCGACACUGAAGGGGAGGGUGCACAGGAUGCUGCUCCUGCACAAAAAGGCCCUCGACAAUCGAUGACCGCCACGCGCCCCACAGGUUCGCGACCCGGGGCCCCGGCUCCUGCCCCUUCGCGACAAUCGCAGGCUGGCGCCUUAAACCGCGAGCUAGAGGAACUGAAUGCCAAGCUCAAGGUCAUGGAAAAGAAACGAUCCGACGAUCGAGAAAAGCUGAAGACACUUGAGCAGCUCCAGUCUGAACGUGACAAGUUUGAAACAAUCAUCCAGAAACUCCAGGCUAAAUACCAACCACAACAAAUGGAGAUCACAGAACUGCGCAAAAAGCUGAAGGAUACCGAGGCUCGUUACGAUGAUGUAGAGCGGAUGCAAGCUGAGCAUGAAUCACUCAUGGAAAUGGCUGCACUGGACCGUGAGAUGGCAGAAGAAACCGCCGAGGCAUUCAAGCAUGAAUGCGCAGCGCUACGUUCCAAGAUGGAUGAGUUGAACCUGGAGGUGGAGGUUCUCCGCGAGGAGAAUGAAGAAUUCAGCCAAGUCACAAGUCCUGAAGAACGGUCCAGCCAUGGAUGGCUCCAGAUGGAGAAGACCAACGAGCGUUUGCGCGAAGCGCUCAUUCGCUUGCGCGAUAUGACACAGCAACAAGAAUCAGAUCUCAAAGCCCAGAUCAAAGAGAUGGAGGAUGACCUUGAAGAGUAUUCGACCGUGAAAUCCGAGUACGAGGCAACCAAAGAAAAACUGCUGGCCGCCGAAACGAACGUCGACGAUCUCAAGCAGCAACUGGAGAGUGCACUAGGCGCCGAAGAAAUGAUUGAAGAAUUGGCAGACAAGAACAUGCGCUACCAAGAUGAAAUCAACGAGCUUAAGGCCGCUAUCGAAGAUUUGGAGUCUUUGAGGGAGAUCAGUGACGAGAUGGAAUACACCCAUAUCGAGACCGAAAAGCAACUCCAAGAAGAGAUUGACUAUCGAGAGGGUGUCUUCAGCGACCAAUGCCGAAAGAUAACCCAACAAGACGAGGUCAUUGUUGACCUUGAAUAUACGCUUAAUCGGUUCAGAGAACUGGUUUCCAACCUCCAGACAGACUUGGAAGACAUGCGCGCUACGAAACAACUCUCAGAGGCGGAGACCAUCGAAAACGAAGCGCGUCAACGCACAAUGCAGGAUUUGGCUACUAAACUACAGGCCAAUACGACAAAGUCUCAGGCCAGCUUCAUUGAUGUCGAAUUGAACCGCAUGGAGGCCGAGGAGGCCGCACAGCAACUUUCUAUGGUCAAGCUGUAUCUUCCUGAAUACUUUGAUGGUGAAGAUAACUCUAUUCAAGCCCUACUCCGAUUCAAGCGUGUUGGAUUCAAGGCGAAUGUCAUGCACACCACUCUACAAGACAAGGGCUCUGAACACUCCACCGUCCCGCAUGAAGAAGUUUUCCAGGCCCAAGAGGUUUUAGGAUGUCUGAUGUGGAUCUCAAAUGUGUGCACUCAGUUUGUGAACUAUGUCACGGCUUGUUCGCCUGAGCAAUUUGUGAACAUCAAGGUUGCCUUGUUUGAAAUGGAGCCAGUUGAACGUACCUUGAACUUUUGGAUCGAGACUGUGAAGAAGAACGAGGUCAAUCUUGCCAAGUUUGCAGUCGAGUUGCAGCGUUCUAUCGCUCUUCUUGCACACCUUGCGGAGACUCUUCUUCCCUCGAGCAUGGAGAAGUUUGCCGACGAACUAUGUUUACGAGCCAAAUUAUCCCAGUCUUACCUCGACCACGCCGCUACUGCUAUCACGCGCGUAAAUGCCAUCAUCAGCUCAAAGAUGGCUGCAGCGGAGGAGGGAGAUGAAGAGCCAUUGGUUGCUCUGAAGAAACUGAGCGCUUUCGACCCCCAGGCGCGUGGGUACAAGGUGUCCAUGGGCAAGAUUAGCCGAGCACUUGACGACCUGCGCUCGAGAUCACUGGCGCUAUCAAAGGAGUCCGAUGAACCCUUCAAAAAGGUCGAGCAGGAUACUCGACAUCUUCUGGACUUUGCUCGAAAGGUUGGCGAAAGCUUAGUUAUUCUCACUAGUGACGAGGGCCGUAUAGAGCCAUACAGCCCACAGGAAAUUUUGGACACCAUGUCACAGGCGGCCGUGCCUUUCGCCUCGUCCGAAAGCCCAGAAGACAGCAAUGACCCUGUCUUGUUGCUUUUUACAAAGUUGCGGGAAAUUGGCGAGCAGUUUGAAGAACUCGCUGCCAUCGCAUCAGAUCUAUCUCGCACAACAGAGUUUGAGAGAGGCGCGUUUCCUUGGAUUGCGCGCUCCGUGGAAUUGAAGUCCAACAAAAUGACUUCUCCCGAUGCCGACGAAGAAAUCCGCCAGCUGAAGAAUGAAAUCCACGAAGCCUCUGCCGCCCUCGGGGUAAAAGACAACACUCUUGAGGAACAAGGUCUCAAGAUCGAACACCUAGAGGCCCGGAUGAGAGAAGCAAGCAAGAAGGCUGCCAUGGUCAAGGAUCUCGAAACUAAGAUCGAGGAAAUCCAGGUUGUGACAGGCGAGCUUGAGUCCACGCUUGAUCAGCAUAGGAAAGAUCUCGCGGCCGCCGAAACCGAGCGAGAUGAAGUCAUGGCUCGUCUCGAACGAAUGAAGCGGAUGUCAGGGUCAGCGGGCUUGACCACCUCAGGCAAUGGCGUUGUUAUCGACAGCGAGGCCUCCCUGGCUGCCAUGCACGAGAACGAAAGUCUUCGCGCCGAGGUUGCCAGCUUGCAGGCAGCAGUGCGUUUCCUUCGCGAAGAGAAUCGCCGCUCGAACAUCCUCGACCCGUACUCGAUCCAGCGAUCUACGGAAAUGCACGCAUGGCUCGACGCACCGCUCACACGUGCCAAGCCUACUGCUGAGCAAGAGAAGGUCCAGCGUACUGCUCUCGAAAGCCGAGAUGUGAUGACUCACUUGCUCAAGCUGACCCGCGAUUCUCAUGUCACCGAUCUCAAAUCCACAAUGGCUGCCCCAUCCGGCGGUGAGGGUGACCAGAUCAACCGCGCCACCUGGCGCCCAUCCAAGACUCGCCUACGCUACCAGGUUCUUCAACAGCGUGAGAACUUUGAGCACUGGGCUGAGUGGCGUGACGAUAUUGUCAACCACGAACGUGAACAGGACCGUCUAGUCGCUGCCAAGCAGGAGCGUGCGAUGCGGGAUCGUGUGUCUAGACAUGCUCACAAAGGCUCGGUUGAAUUCCCCCAAGGCCUAGGCCACGGCAUGAUGGGCCGUGCCUGGCAGAUCCUGGGCAUGCAGAAGCACCGUAAAACUGGCUCUUUGAUCGCACCCGCGCCAGAUGGUGUUGAGAUCGUGUCUACGGACUGA
This is a messenger RNA of Penicillium brevicompactum, 4746 nucleotides long. RefSeq lists its product as uncharacterized. Gene Ontology annotation, molecular function: nucleotidase activity. NCBI's taxonomy places the organism in Eukaryota, Fungi, Ascomycota, Eurotiomycetes, Eurotiales, Aspergillaceae. Bases 1 to 4746 code for a protein of 1581 amino acids. Gene Ontology annotation, biological process: nucleotide catabolic process; pyrimidine nucleobase metabolic process. The transcript is spliced from 5 exons. The record is from RefSeq and is a predicted model, not a curated record.